Molecule: messenger RNA, 675 nt
Organism: Cylicostephanus goldi
Lineage: Eukaryota; Metazoa; Nematoda; Chromadorea; Rhabditida; Strongylidae
Source: the annotation of a GenBank genome assembly
UUUGACCAUGUGCAGUCGAUUGAUGAGGAACUAGAUGAAAUGAAGAAGAAGCAAAGAGCUGAGCAAAUGCGGCGGGAAAAGGAUAGGAAGGAAUUGGAUGAAUUGCUGCGCGACUCCAGCGAAGGAGAGAUUGACCUUCAAAAGUAUCGCGAACAAAGGUCAAAAAUGCGUCGAGCUGAAGCUGCACGAUCUAGAUACCAACGAAUGAGUGAGGCGGAGCGAAAGGUCUACAAUCAGCGCCGACGCCUUCGUGCUCUAGGAUUGGAUCCGGAUAUGCCAAAAGGAGCCUUCAUCGAUAACGAAGCUAUAAGGGAGCACAUAAAAAUGGCAAAUGCCAAGAAGGCCGAAGCCGCGCGGUUACGAUAUCACCGCAUGACAGCGGAAGAAAAGCGAGAAUACAAUCAAAGGCGAACAGAAUCAUUCCGCAAGAGGCGUCUCGAGGAGGAGAUUCUUCUUUCCACCCCAGCUGGUCGAAUCUCCGCCGAAGCGCUACAGAAAGCUCAACAAAUUAUGAUAAGAAACGCUAGAAAAGCUGAAGCCGCCAGGGCACGUUAUCAAAAAAUGUCACCAGAGCAGAGAAAGGAAUAUAAUAUGAGGCGUGCACAAGCAAAAAAGAUGAGAGCUCUGAGUCGUGAAAAUCGAGGUCUUGGGAACUCGAAUUGUUCGCAGGGUUAG